AUGCACGUAUUUGUGGAUGCGAGUCAGUCGGCAUUCGCAUCAGUGGUCUACUGGAGGAUCACGUACGAGGACGGCGGCGUGCAAGUGAGGUUCGUGUGCGCAAAGACGAAGUGUGCACCGAUGCGAACGAUGACGAUUCCACGGUUGGAGCUGCAGGCAGCAGUUCUAGGAACGAGGUUGAUGGACACAAUCAGACAGGACCAUAGUGUGGCCAUUGCAGAGACUGUGCUAUGGACGGAUUCGAAGACAGUGCUGCGUUGGAUUGGCAGCACACACAGGCGCUACAAGCAGUUCGUAGGGAACAGAGUAGCCGAGAUUCUGGAGUCGACGAAGAUGGCCCAAUGGAGAUGGCUACCAUCCGCUGACAACGUGGCAGAUGAUGCAACUCGACCGCAACGCGUGGACCUAAGCGAGGAGUCACGCUGGUUAAGAGGGCCGGCAUUUCUGAGGAGACCAGCGGGCAGUUGGCCAGGAACUGCUCUCACCGACGAAGCGGAUGCAGAAGGCAAAGAGGAGAUGCCGAAUGAGCUGGAGAACUACGGCCUCAAUGUAGCUGAGUGUGAAGCAGCUGAGGACUUGUUAUUCCGGAGAGCACAACGUGAGGCGUUCCCCGAUGAGGUGCAGGCCGCAGAGAAGGGCUUGGACGUCGCUAAAGGAAGCGACAUAUGUGGACUGGCGCCAUACCUAGAUGGCAAUGGAAUCCUGCGAGCGUAUGGCAGGAUCGAUGCGGCGCUAUGUAUACCGUACAGCGCCAGGAGGCCAGUGAUCCUCUCCCACCGGCAUGGUCUCACGGAGAUGAUUGUGCGCGACGCCCAUGUGAGGAUGAAGCAUCAAAACGUGGAUGCUACGAUGGCGGAGAUCCGGCCCAGGUUCUGGAUUACGAGACUACGGAGAGUGCUUCGUAGUGUGAUCUCGGGAUGCAGCGAGUGUAAGCUGCACAGAGCACGGCCGAUGCCGCCGAUUAUGGGACCCCUGCCAGAUGAUCGUUUGGACGCCUAUGGCUGGCCGUUUAAGAGCACAGGCCUCGACUACUUUGGGCCGCUGCUAGUGACCGUUGCUCGGCACCAAGAGAAACGGUGGGUGGCCUUGUUUACGUGCCUGACGACCAGGGCGAUUCAUCUGGAACUGGCACAUGACCUGUCGACUGAUUCCUGCAUACUUGCAAUCAGGAAUUUCAUCUGCCGUCGAGGGCCUGUACAUAGACUGCGCAGCGACAAUGGCAGGAACUUCGUUGGAGCAGACAGAUAG
Drosophila ananassae is the source of this 1248-nucleotide messenger RNA. RefSeq lists its product as uncharacterized. The transcript has 2 exons. Gene Ontology annotation, molecular function: nucleic acid binding. The record is from RefSeq and is a predicted model, not a curated record. Lineage: Eukaryota; Metazoa; Arthropoda; Insecta; Diptera; Drosophilidae. Bases 1 to 1248 code for a protein of 415 amino acids.